Messenger RNA from Aphanomyces astaci, 1889 nucleotides. RefSeq lists its product as hypothetical. The record is from RefSeq and is a predicted model, not a curated record. Lineage: Eukaryota; Oomycota; Saprolegniomycetes; Saprolegniales; Verrucalvaceae. Bases 33 to 1856 code for a protein of 607 amino acids. Gene Ontology annotation, biological process: ammonium homeostasis; ammonium transmembrane transport. Gene Ontology annotation, cellular component: membrane. Gene Ontology annotation, molecular function: ammonium channel activity. The transcript has a single exon.
GCCUUUUGAAUCACAUCGCAGCUGCGGUCGUUAUGAUGGACCUCUCACACGCGACAAUACGUCUCACCGUGGAUGGCAGUGUGUUGGAAUACUCGUGGAGCGACUUCGCAUUGGCAAUGCACGCCGACCACAUUGACGCGGGAAAUUCGUCGACCUUGAACAUAUAUGCACUGCAAGACACCGUGGAUGUCCUUUGGAUCCUCACAUGCUCCAUGCAGAUCUUGCUGUUCCAAGUCGGUCUAGCGUUCCUCGCCCCUGCUGUGUCAUUACCCGACUCCAAAAGCUUUGGCCUCGUCGCGGUGGUCGUGUUGUUGUCGUACUCGUUUACAUUUGCGCUGUCGUUUGGCACUGGGACGUUUCUGGGACACGAUGGCUUUUUCCUUCUUGGCAUACCGUUAGCAUCUCCCACGUGGGCAUUCUGGGUUCUCCACUCGACCGGAGCUGUGACCAUGACGUCUGUGGUUUACCAUGCGUUAGCCGACCGAGUUAGUCGCGGCCCGCUCUUCUUGUACAUCCUUCUCCUCAACACGUUCGUGUUCCCAGUCCUCGUCCACGCCUUGUGGUCGUCCCAUGGCCCCGUCAGUAGCUCCAAUCCGCAUCCGUCGGCACUGUAUGGCACCGCCGUCGUGGACUACGCAGGGGCGAGCGCGUUGCAUGUCUGUGCUGGCAUGGCGGUGCUGAUUGCAUCUUGCUUCUCUAGGAGCAAAGAUUCUACGCCCGCCACACCUCCAUUAGAGCCUCCUUCUACUCUGCCGCCUACCGACAAUUACUUGGCAGACCUCUCUCGUCGUCCACCCCCCACAAGCUCCCCUCCCUUCGCCGAGGCGUCCCCCGAAACGACAUCGCUAUACCACUCUAUCGGAUCGUUCUUCGUAUUCGUUGCCCAUUUCGGCUUGAUUCACUUGUCGUCGCCGACGCUGCGCGGCCUUUGCCCCGACGUCGUAGUGGCGUCUUGCGUCAACUUGGCACUGAGUUCUGCCGCCAGUUGCGUCGUCAGCUCUGUGCUGUCGCUGUACGUCCCGACCAAGCACCCAAUGAACCAUGGCCUUCUCAGCGGUCUCGUGGCCAUGUCUGCUGCGGCGUCCUCCGUGGCUUCCCACGCCGCCAUCAUCAUUGGGGCCGUGGCAGGAUUCGUGUUUGUCACCGUGUCGACAUGGACCCGACUGGGCCGACUCGACGAUGCGUUGGAUGUGAUUGCCAUUCAUCUCGGCAACGGGGUCUGGGCGCUGGUAGGUGCAGGGAUGUUUAGCUACGGGGAUCGCAUCGCCCUUGCCAAUGCAUGCACUUUUGCUGCUGUGACUAGUACUACGGCUGUUCCCGUAGCUACUAAUAGCAGCAAUGGGACAACAUCACCUUUCAGCCAACCGAACAUAACGACGACGCUCACGAGCAUGACAAGUGGUGGGUGUAAGUUUUCCAUGUGGCAAGGGUGUGGGCGUCAAGUGAGCGCCAACGUCGUGUGGACUGUCGUCGUGUUAGUGUUUGUGGGGCUCAUGUGUGCAAUAUGGUGCGUGCCUCUCUACCUCAAGGGCUGGUGGGCAGCGGACAAAACAAGUUUGACCAAGCUUCCGUACGACCCCCUUCAAGACUUCGACGAGUUCUACCCUACUGACGACGAGGGCACGACGCCGUGGGGCUAUCACGACCAGGUGCCCCAGCAUCAUUCAGUCCCCGUGCAUUCCCCACGAUCGCCUGGUGCUGCUUCAAGUGACGGGAGUACGAGCCCAACUGGACUUCUCUGCGACGGCCACUUGCAGUCGAGUGUCGAGCGGAGGUACAAAUUCAGCCCCACGACUUCGUUUCUGUCGGGUGCGCCGUCGACCAUUCAUGGUCGAUUUUCGUCCACUUCAUCGUAACAGUGAAUGGUCAAAUCUCUUAUAAGUUCUUGA